Molecule: messenger RNA, 7340 nt
Organism: Eupeodes corollae
Lineage: Eukaryota; Metazoa; Arthropoda; Insecta; Diptera; Syrphidae
Gene: dally
Product: division abnormally delayed protein
Exons: 9
Coding region: 776-2617 (613 amino acids)
Biological process (GO): positive regulation of canonical Wnt signaling pathway; cell migration; regulation of protein localization to membrane
Cellular component (GO): extracellular region; cell surface; plasma membrane
Source: RefSeq, a predicted model, not a curated record
CUGUCUAUAUUCUACAUACAAAACAAAAACCCACUCCAACCCAGAGCAGCCAGCAGCAGCAGCAGCAGUAGAACAUCACUCGAGUGGUAUUUCAUGUGUAAAUAAAGUAAAGUAAAACAAAAAUAUGCAAACGUGAAAAAGGUGCAAAACUCACUGACGUCUACGUAUUGGAAUCGAAGUCAAAGUCGUAUUCGUAUCGUAUUCGAAUAUCGUAUCGUUGUCGUUCACUCAGCGUGUAAUUGUUGUUGUUGUUUAAUUCUCUCGAUCGUUAUUUGAGUGGUGCGUUGUUGUAGUUCACCACUGCAGCCCGCCUACCCGCCCACCAACAAACCGACACAACUGUUUUACUUUUGCUUUGCUUUUUUGCACAUUGAGCUGCAUACACAAUUAUUCGUUUUCGUAUCGUGUCGCUCGCUUAACGUCGUCGUCGUCGUAGCGUAAAGUAUCGUAUAGUCGUUGUCGCCUUAGCCUUUAUCGCUUGUGCUGCAUUCGCAUUGCGAAUUGGUCGGUGCUGCCCUCUAUCUAUUUUGGUUUAUUGUUUGUUUGUUGAUUUUUUGGUGAAAAAUAAUAAUAAUACAAAAAAUAGUGCAUUCUCGGUCGUGUGUUAUUCAAAAAUAAAUUCGUUACUUUUUUUUCUUAUCGAUCAACGAAUUUCAAUUUCGAUUUAAAUUUAAUUUUUUGUUUAUUUAUUUUUUUGGGAUACAAAUUUCGUUUGAAUUUCCGUUUGUUUGUUAAUAUAUUUUUUGAAAAAGAAAAAUAUUAAAAAUUUGUCAACAUGGCCUCAUUAAAGUGUUAUAAUUAUAAUCAUAAUAAAAAGUGCAAUUACCAUAUGAUGGUAUCGUUAUUUUGUUUUCAAAUGUUAUUUCUAUUAGUAAAUUCAAAGAAUUUGGAUUUGGAUUCAUCUGGAUCGAGUUUAUCAUCAUCUUCAUCAACAUCGCAUCAUCAUUUGCAUGCUGAUUCGAAUAAGGAUACGAUACGCGAAGCAUGCAAUUCGGUUAGCGGAUAUUUUGAGUCGAUUGAUGUUAAAAUUGACGAUGGAAAUUAUGAUACAAGAGGACCAAUAUGUGGUGGACAUUGCUGUUCAAAUGCAACCGAAACAGAAUUAAAAUUAAAAUCAACGACUGAAUUUGAACGACUAUUACAUCAUCACACAAAAAGUUUGCGAGGCAUUCUAGAAUCAACGUCCAGCUCAUUUCGAAGUCAUGUGCUGGAAUUGGCGGAACAGUCUGAAAAUAAGACAUUAAAUGUCUUCUCACAGGUUUACCGGAGAAUGUUGCCACUAUCGAGGAAACUUAUCCAGCAAUUGUAUUCGGAAAUUACGAGAUAUCUUAACUCCACAUCCGAUGUCAGUCAACUGGAAACAGCAGUGCAUACGUUUUUCGUGGAUCUCUUCCCCGUAGCCUACCACCAAGCCGUUCAUUUAAAUAAGAACAACUAUGGUGACCUCCAUGAGGACUAUGUAUCCUGCUUAAAGCACACCUUCGAUGAUUUGCAACCAUUUGGCAAAAUACCCAAAGAGCUGAGUAAAAAUCUCCUCCAGAGUGUUACCACAGCGACAGUGUUUAUAAAUGCCUUGGAGCAGAGUGCUUCUGUUUUGGCCAGUACCGAUGAGCUGGACUCCAUGUACCUAACACAAACUUGCCAAAAACAAUUGCUUAAAAUGAGCUAUUGUCCUAGUUGCAUUGGCCUGCAGAAAAAGCAGGUUAAAUCCUGCUACAGCUAUUGUUUCAACGUAAUGAGGGGAUGUUUGACACAGUACGUGGGUGUUUUAGAUAGUCCUUGGUCAAAUGUUGCUGAAGCAAUUGAAAAUUUGGUCACAACUUACAUUCAAGCCGACACUGGCAUCGUGAACACAAUCAAGAUGUUGGACUCUAAGCUUUCGGAGACAAUAAUGCUGGCCAUGGAAAAUGGGCCAGAAUUGGAGAGAAAGGUAAAGAAAACUUGUGGAACUCCAAAAUUAUUGCCCACCAAAGAAGAACCAGUUGCCGAAGUUCGUGCUGGACAGCAAGGAAGCAUCAAAUGGGCAACACCUCCAGAUGCGGAACUUCUUAAAUUUCUCUCAACCAUUGAAAAGUCAAAGGAAUUUUAUGCCAGAAUAGUCAAUAACGUGUGUGAAGAUGAAGAUGUCCAAAGAAACGAUCGACACUGCUGGACCGGUGAUCGGAUCGGUGAUUAUAAUCAAGUAGCUAUGACAAGCGGUCUUGAUGCACAAAAGUAUAAUCCAGAAGUGCCACUUGUGCAGCAUUCAUACGCCCAAUCAACGAAACUCAACGAAUUGGUCGAUAAAUUAAUUAAAAUUCGUUCAUCAAUUGGUAGUGCGAUUCCUUCAACUACACGAUCAUACUCAGAUAUUCAAAGUGACAUGGCCAGACGUGACGAAGAAGGCUCUGGUCGGCUGCCAGACGAUAACGAUGAUGAAGAGGACAGUUUGCAUGGAUCCGGCGAUGGAUCUGGUGAUGGAGGCAGCCCUGCAUCAUCGCCCGAAGAGCCAGUUAGUCCACGCAGUGACGAUGUCAAUGAAAAGGCAUCAUCAUCCACAAAUCUUCGAAUAGAAAAUCUUCCAAUAAUCCUAGUCCUAGUAAUAUUUGCAUCCAGUCGGUGUUUCUCAUGGCGCUGAGAAUAAAAUUUUAUUAUUAAAUCUUUAUUUUUGAAAUAAAAACAAAAACAAAUAAAAUAUAAAAAUAAUAAUUAUAUAUUAAAUAACUAAAUAUUUAAAAUUAAAAAAAAAUAAACUAAAAUAAAAUUAUAGUUGAAAGAAAGAAAAAAUAAAUAAGAACAUUGGCAAAGCAAUAAAUUGACAAAUGCAUAUUAAUAACAAAAAAAAAUGCAUCUGGUAUAUCAAAUAUAUAAAUAAAUAUAGAUAAGCCCUAGAGGAUGUUUCUUCUUAGAAAAAAGCUAGUUAAAGUCAAAACUAUACUAUAUUUAAAAAAUGCAAUAGAAACGCCCAUACGAACACAAAAACAAAACUACUAAAAACUUUGUAUUCAUCAAAAAAGUAUUUAUCUGCACUCGGUUUUUCGUUUUUCGUUUUUAUUUCUAUUAUUUUUUUCAUUAAAUAUAAAUAUAUAUUUUGUUUUUUUAAUUAUUAUUCUAUAUUGUAAUCCCACAUACCGAAAAAGUAUAUUUAAACACUGCUUAACGUGCCAUAAAGUAAAAUAAAACAAAAACUUAAAAAUAUUUAUAAAACAUCAAUAUUAAUUUCUUCCGAAUAAUUUUGCUCUCAAAUCAUACAUAAAAUAAUAAUUUUGUUUUGCUCAAAUCAUAAAAAAAUAAAAACAAAUUAAAAAAUAGAAUCCUUUCAAUGAAAUAUUAUAUUCAUCAUUUCUGUAUCAUCAUAAUCCAAGUCAGCAGAUAAAAAUUCGAUUUGGUUAGAAUAUUUAAGUAUCCAUGUAAUUUAACACAAAACAAAAAAUGUUCCAAUAAAAUUCAAAUAAAUUUAUAAAAGAAAAAUUAACAAAAGAACAAACAAGUCUUAUGAUAUACCUUUACGUUAAAAGUUUGUGGUCUUAUUAUUAUUAUAUAAAUAAAUUUAAAAAAAAAUUAAUGUAAAACGUUUAAUUUGUUUUCUUCUUUUAAUUUAAUUUAAUUUUUGUUUUUUUUUUCUAAAGAAAAAUGCACGAAAAAGAAAACUGAAAUGAUUAGGUCAAAUGUAAAAAUUAUUAAAAAAUGUAAUAAAUAAAAAAUGUAAUAAAAUUAAAACUAAAGUAAACAAAACAAAUUAAAAUAAAAAUUAAAAUAAAAUUAUGUAAUAUUAAUCUAGACAUUUAGAAUAAAAGGUACCAUCUUUCACAAAAAGAAAAAUUAAAGCAGAGAGGUACCUCUCUACUUACCUUACUAUUUAAAAUUAAAACAAAUAAUAAAACAAAAAUAUAUAAAUAUAAUAAAUUAUGUAUAAAUAUAUAUAUAACUAUAUUUAUAUAUGUAUACAUUUAUAUAUAAAAUAUAUACGUAUGUACUACAUAAAAUAUAAAUUAACAAGGAACUUUAUAUAAAUAAUUAUGUACCUACUAAGAAUUGAAUGUAUGUAUAUUUAUUAUUAUUAUGUUAUGUUAUUAUAAACAAAUUAAAAAUGUUGAAAAAGAGUUUUUUUUUUAAAUUAAUAAAUUGACAAAAGGUUAUUUUUUUAUAUAAACAAUAAAUUAUACCGACUUGGGUUCAUACAUUUUAUAUUCUCUCUCCGAAACUUUGAAGUAGAAAAUCUUCCAGCGACAUCUUCCGAGAAAAAUAAAAGCAAACAAAUGAAUUUAAAGCUUAUGACUUUCUUAACGAAGUAAUUAGUAAAAUCGUUUUUACCGAAAACUGUAUGUUUUUUAAUUCAUACUUCCAGAAAUAUCCAGUCUUUUGUUUUUAUAUUUUCGCAAAAAACACGGUGCCCCAACUUUUUGAGCUCGAAGUCUGAGUUUGUGUUUUUUCAAAAAGAAUUUAUUUAAUUUUUUGAAUUCGAGAUGGAAUCAAUUUUAGUUUUGAUAUUAAAUUAAAAAUCUACACAUGUCGUGCACUAUCAAAUAAAACUUCAAUUUAAAGCUUAAAAAUGUAUAGACGAGAAGAAAACGUCAAAUAGUUUUGACAGUUCUAAAUUUGUUGAGAAGUUUAAGUUUAGUCACCCAAUGAUUGAGUUGAGAACCUUCGACUUACUUGAUUGGGGCCUGUGAAUAUGGAGGUUUGAAGUUUUAAACUUCAACAACCUUCCUCAUUUCCUGAAAUAUGAUCUGAAUUAAAUUACAAUUUUCAAAAUAUCUCUCAGCGAUCAAAAUAUUUGUCAAUACUUUUUACAGAAGAAAUUUUGUUUUCUUUCGAAAACUCAAGUUAAUGUCUCAACGAAGUACUUUUGACAAUUUAAGCGUUUACGUCAAAUUUUUUGACUUGUUUGUCAAAAGCGGUUGAUAGGGGUCUCUCUAUAACCAUUACUUUGACACUAAAUGUCACUUUGAAGUAUUUUUGUUCUGUAAUUCUUAUUUCAAAUCCAAUGAUUUAAAAAAAAAAAAGCUCUUAUGAAACAUUAAGUUUGUGAUGGCAUAUUUCGAGCUCAUAAAUGCAAAUGUACUGUAUUAUAACAAAGUGCGAAAAUACAAAAGAACUAACCACUCUAUUUCGGUAAAUGUCACUUUAAAAGAACAAAAAGAAGUAGAAACAAAAUACGUGCUCUAUUUCUGGAAAUGUCACUUUAAAGGAACAAAAUGAAGUAGAAACAAAUUACGUACCCUUCUGUACCGUAUAUUUUCAUAUAUGAACUCAAUAUUUAUAUAUAAAUUUUGUUUAAUUUCAUAAAAUAAAAUAACUAUAAUAUAUUUUGUCAUAAAUAUAUGCAUGUGAUUAUUAAGUUCUAAGAAAAGAAAUACAAUUUAAAAAAAUAUUGUGUAGAGUAUUUUGAAAGAACUCAAAAUAAAAAAAAAAUUAAUAAUAAACGAAUUAAUAUUAAUAAAAUUGCUAGUGAUCCACCAUCUUGCGAAAAAGUGUUUCUUUUAUAAAUACGUAAAAUAUAUUUUGACAGACGGAAUGACAUCUCCAAAGAAUUGACAGGAUUUUCUUCUGAUAACAAAUUGACAGAUGUCAAGUUUUACUGACUUAGUCCAAUGACAAAUGUCAUUUUCGAAAAGCUAUCAUGGCCUCUUUAUUUGAUGUUAGGGUGUUUACUAUACUGUCUGUCAUUUGUUACUUGGAAUUGUAUAAAAGUUUCUCAAAUAAUUUAAGAACAAAUUUUCAAAUUUUGGUAAUCUAGUCAAAAUUAUGUUUAUUUUCUACACAAAGCAAUAUUUAAUCAUUAAUUAAAAUCAAAUAUUUAUGUGUAAAUGUAUAUUUUCAAAAAAGAAAACUAGUUAAAACAAAAAUCUGUUUUUUUUUCUCUCUCUCUAAUUUCUCGUACGUCACAAAAACUCUGAAUUUUUCUCAGAUUAAUUUUUGAACCUUUUUUCUUUAUAGACUUUUUUAAACAAAAACAUGAUGAUUUAAAAAAUUAUUCAUGUUUCCUUGUCUUCGUCAAAACAAAACAAAGUUUUGUGAUUGAUAAGAAAAUAAAUUAAAAGCAAUUUUUAUUUUUAAAAAAUCCCUGGUUUCUUUACAAAAUCGUGUCAAAUAAAAAGCAUUCCUUUACUAAAAAAUCAAAAACGAAACAAAAAAGAAAAGAUUUGCGUUUUUAAUACACUUAAAUUUUUUAAACAUGAUUAGUUACCAAAAUAGAUAGAAUUUAAAGAAUUAAAAAAAAAUAUUGUGUACCAAUGAAAAAAAUUAUAAACUUUUUUUGUUUAACAAAUUUAAAAACAAAAAAAGAAGAAAAGAAUGUUUACUAACCAAUUUAAGUAGAUAUAAAAUAUUUAAAUCAAUAACAAAAAAUAUUAUGAAACCACAAUAAAAGCACAAACAAAAGUUACAUAAUAUUUCAUUAUUAUAAAAAUUUAAAUUAAGUGUAAUUCUCUUCCCCUGAAUAUAAAUAUAUAUAUAUAUAAAUAAUAAACUCCCCUUGUAAAUAGAUUUUAAAUAAAGAUAAAUUGGUCAACAAAUUAAAUUAAAAACAAAAUAUUAUAAAUGAACAAAAAACCGCACAGAUUUAUUUUGUAGUACUAUGGAAAAAAAUUGAUAUACGAUAAAAAAUAUAAAAAUAAACAAAACUAUUUUGGUCCUUUGGAAGAAAAUAAAAAUUAUAAAUCCAAUAUUCGAAGACUUAUAAAUUAUAUAUGUAAAAAAAUAAACUUCUAAAAUUGUGAAAAAUAAAAACGAAAAAUAUAAUUUAACUACAAAAAAAUAAAAAUAAAAAUGUGUUUUAAUUUAAUUUAUGAUAAAAAAACAAAAAACAAAUCUUACAAAUUAACAUAAAUCAAUACGGAUUAGGACAUAAAAAUAAAGGAAAACAAAAUAUGUGUAAUUUAAUAUUAUUAAGUACGAAACUAACUUUAAAUCAAUUUUAAAAGACGGAACAAAUUAAAUAAUUCAAGCCAAUAUAUGUUGAAUUAUAAAUCAAAACAAAAAACAAAAUAAAAAACAAUACUAAUUUAUUUAAAUGUUACUACAGAAAAAAUACAAAAAUAAAAUAUAAAAAAAUGAACAAAGGAGAAAACAAACAAAUAAAAAUUAAAGUCCUGUUUUUAGCUUAAUAAUUGAGCUAGAUCCGAUUUUAUUUUCAAAGAAAAAUAUUAUGAAACAAAAAUUUUAAUUUAAAUGAAUUUCAGUAACGAGUUUUUAUUUUGUUAUAUUUUUUUUUAAAUUAUUACAUUAUUAUUAUUUUUUAACUAAAAAGAAAGAAAAAAGAAGUUUACUUACUAUCUACUCGCUUUUUUAUAUAAUUUUUUCAAAAUUUAUGCUAUGUAUAAAAACAAGAAAGAAAUAAAAGUUUGUUAAGAAAAUUA